UUUUCAUUAUUUAACUCGUCUCUUUAUCGACUGUUGAUAAUGGAUGCAAACAUAACCAAACCUUGUUAAGAUUGAAUAUACCGGUUUGAGGUUAUUUACAUUAUUAGCUCGAUGUAAAGGAAUAAUUUUGUUAGAAAUAUGAAUAAAAUACUGUCAGCACCUAUAAAACAAGUGAGCCAGAAAAUUAAUUCGGGUGAAGUACGGCCUUCUGAGAUUUGUAAAUCUGUUCUUAAGUUAACAUCAAGUAUUAAACCGCUAAACGCAUACAUUACAAUAACCAGUGAUCUAGCCGAAAAACAAUCACAAGAUGCAGAUAAAAGACAUAAUGAGGGAAAAUCUUUUGGAAGACUCGAUGGAAUUCCUGUUGCUAUCAAAGAUAAUUUCUGUACCAAAGGACAGCGUACUACAUGCGCAUCUCCAAUGCUAGCCAAUUUUAUUCCAGAAUAUGAUGCUACUGUUUAUAAUAGAUUAAAAAAUGCUGGAGCAAUUCUUAUUGGAAAAACAAAUCUAGAUCAAUUUGCUAUGGGUUCAGGCACUGUAGAUUCUUAUUACGGACCAACUAAAAAUUUAUGGAAUUCUGAUAUCUUGAAUUAUUAUGUUUAUGAUUUUCAUAAGGAAACAAGUCUAAAUAUGUCACCACUCAGAAAAGAUGAUUGGUACAUUGCAGGUGGUAGCAGUGGUGGUUCAGCAAUUGCUGUGGCAACAAGAACUUGUUAUGCUGCCAUAGGAUCUGAUACUGGUGGUUCUACUAGAAAUCCUGCAUCAUAUUGUGGACUAAUUGGUUUAAAACCAACUUAUGGCUUAGUAUCACGCCAUGGACUUAUACCAUUAGUGAAUUCAAUGGAUGUGCCUGGAAUAAUUACUCGAAACGUAGAUGACGUUCUAUUAAUUCUUAAUGCUAUAGCUGGACCAGAUAGUUUUGAUUCAACUACGUUGCAAAGAGAUUAUAUGCAGUUUCAGUUACCUGAGUCCGUUGACAUUACAGGAUUGAGAAUUGGUAUUCCUACAGAGUAUCGUGUUCCAGGAUUAAGUGAAGAAGUCGAAUCGUGUUGGGACAAGGUCGCAUGUCAUCUGAAAGAAGCUGGUGCUACAGUUAUUCCUGUUUCUCUACCGCACACUAAAUAUUCCAUUGUUUGUUAUUCGAUUCUUAAUCAGUGUGAGGUUGCCAGUAACAUGGCACGAUACGAUGGCAUAGAGUAUGGUCUAAGAGCUGAUGAAAAUUACUCAACGGAAGCACUUUAUGCUAAAAGUAGAAGCGAAGGUUUCAAUGAUGUUGUUAGAAGUAGAAUAUUGGCAGGAAAUUAUUUUUUGCUUCAAGAAAAUUAUGAUGAUUAUUUCGUUAAAGCAAUGAAGAUGCGCAGAUUAAUAUCAAAUGAUUUCAAUGCCGUGUGGGAUUCCAAUGUGGAUAUCCUACUUACACCAACUACCCUCUCUGAUGCUCCUCUUUAUUCAGAAUAUACUUCUUCUGAUAAUCAAACUCAAUGUUCCAUUCAAGAUUUUUGUACGCAACCAGCUAAUAUGGCAGGGAUACCAGCUAUAAAUGUACCAACAACAAUCUCCAGAAAAGGACUACCUAUAUCUCUUCAACUUAUGGCUCCAUUUCUUCAUGAACAAAGAUUACUUACUAUAGCCAAGUGGAUUGAACAAGCUGUUCAAUUUCCACAACUUACCUUAAAAGAUACAUAUUUGUUAAAAUGAAGCCUUGUACAUAAAUUGUAAAUAGACGUAUUUAUUUUAAUACAUAUCUUAUGUAUACAACUUUCAUUACAAAAAUUACAUCAAUCUUCAAUCAUAUGUUUAAAUAAAAAUAAACAUAUUCAGCAUAGGUAUGAUUUAUUACUCAUAUUUAUCUAUUUUGUAUAUUCAAGUCUCUAUGCAUUAAAAAUAUUUCAUCCAUUA
Molecule: messenger RNA, 1899 nt
Organism: Cephus cinctus (wheat stem sawfly)
Lineage: Eukaryota; Metazoa; Arthropoda; Insecta; Hymenoptera; Cephidae
Gene: GatA
Product: glutamyl-tRNA(Gln) amidotransferase subunit A, mitochondrial
Exons: 2
Coding region: 139-1698 (519 amino acids)
Biological process (GO): glutaminyl-tRNAGln biosynthesis via transamidation; mitochondrial translation
Cellular component (GO): mitochondrion; glutamyl-tRNA(Gln) amidotransferase complex
Molecular function (GO): glutaminyl-tRNA synthase (glutamine-hydrolyzing) activity
Source: RefSeq, a predicted model, not a curated record